AUGUUGUCUACGAUCUUUGCUGCAGCUUCAUUGCUACCUUUACUUGUCUCGAGUCAGCAGCUUAUCCAAGAUCCUGGAAAGGCUGGACCUGAGUUGGAACUUAUGCACUUGUACUACGACGAAUGGCCUACUGGUAUUGCUGUAUCCUCGACUGGACGCAAGUUCUCAAACUACCCUGGAGCUUUGGAUAAGAAUAAUACAAACAAUGGUUCCAAUAAUAAGUACACAGUCGCCGAGUUGACUGGAAACUCGACAGAGGCAGCCUAUCCCAAUGCUGAGUGGAAUAACCCCCAGGAGGAGGUGACUAUCAAUUACACGACGACACCUCCCACAGGAGCCAACUACCAGAAUCACUUUAUCGGUGUUCAGAGUGUUGUCGUUGAUCCGCUCGACCGCCUUUGGGUUCUCGACACUGGUAGAGUGCAAGACCCCAAUGGUACUAUCGUCAACGCCGCUGUUGGCGGACCUAAACUGGUUGGUAUCGAUCUCUCGAACAACACCGUUUUUCAAACAAUCGUCUUCCCUGCAAAUGUUGCUCCCGGAGAUUCCUAUCUGAACGACGUCCGCUUUGAUCUGCGUCCAAACAUCACAAGUUCGGGCAAGGGCGUGGCAUAUAUCACCGACUCUUCUAUCGAAGGUCGUACCGGACUCGUCAUUGUCGACCUCGGCACCGGCGAAUCCUGGCGCCACCUACAGGGCUCGACAUACGUAGCACCUGCCCAGCAAUUCCUCGCCUACAUCUGGGGCGUAUCCUUCUACAACUUUCAAGCCGGCCAACCCCUCGGUUAUCAAGGCUUCGGAGCUGAUGGCAUUGCUCUUUCUGCCGAUGGCGAAGAUCUCUUCUUUGGUGGUGUGGGAAAGAGAUAUCUGUACUCUGUCCCUACCGCUAGAUUGCGUGACGAUGGACCGUUCUCAGAAGCUCUUGCUCAGGCUUCGGUGGUUAGCCGUGGUCAGAAGGGUGUUUCGGAUGGCUACGAGACUGAUACCAACGGAUACAUUUACCACGGAAAUGCUGAGCAGAAUGCUAUCAGCUUCUACAACCCUGCGAAUGGAACGGACUCGCUGUUUGUGCGCGAUGCUCGCAUCAACUGGGUUGAUACGCUUCCCUUUGGUCCUCUGAACUGGCCUGGCACUGAUAGGAGACAGCGUCCUUUUGCUCUCUUCCGUGUCAAGCUUCCCAACAAUGGCACCAAGACGUCGUUGCGCUGA
Aureobasidium vineae is the source of this 1209-nucleotide messenger RNA. NCBI's taxonomy places the organism in Eukaryota, Fungi, Ascomycota, Dothideomycetes, Dothideales, Saccotheciaceae. The record is from the annotation of a GenBank genome assembly.